AUUACUCUAUCUAGUAAAAACUAUGGAAAUCAACGAAUUAAAAAUCAAAAUCCAACAAUUAAUCACCCAUUACACCCAGCAAAAGCAAGAAGCCACCCAAAUCAUUCAACAACUAUUCACUAAAUUAAACAGUCUAAAAGAAUUAGAAUUAUUGGAAAAAUUACCUCCUCCUUAUUUAACGGCUUAUUUACUUUACCGACAGGCUUUUUAUAGCAAUUACCAAGAGGAGCAUUUACAGCAGGCUAAUUUUGAUAGAGAAAAGUAUUUAAAGAGAUUGGAAAAAGAAAUAGAAUUAACGGCUGAAAUCAGAAAGCAAGACAUUAUUGAUGAUUUACUAGCCUUGAUUACCAACGACCAAAUAAAUAUUGCUGAAUUAACCACUUCAAUUAAUCAAAGUUUAAAAAGUAAAGAAGAAUUAAAAAUUAUGACGAGAAAUCUUAAAUCUUGCCAAUACAACUUCCCUAACUGCCAAAAAAUAGCCUCUUUUCAACAUAUCCUCAAAUUAGGAGCCGUUCGAAUUGAUAAAGGCUGA
Molecule: messenger RNA, 532 nt
Organism: Racocetra persica
Lineage: Eukaryota; Fungi; Glomeromycota; Glomeromycetes; Diversisporales; Gigasporaceae
Source: the annotation of a GenBank genome assembly